CCCAGAGCGAUAUAAGACACUUGGCUUCUGCUUCACGAUAACAACAUAUCAGCACCAUGUUCAAACGCGUUGCGCGACGUCAGGAGAGACAGGAGCGCGAUGAGGAGAUGGGUUUGGACGCGGAGACCAAGGAGGUUCUAGGGCUGCACGACACAGACUCGGACGAGUCGUCUUCAAGCUCGGGGUCGGAAGAUGACUCCGACGCAGGAGAAGACGACGAUGCAGAGAGCGCAGAUGAGAAAGACGGGGAUGAAGACGGGGACGAAGGUGCCUCUGAACAGGACGAGGAGAGCGAGGGAGAUGCAGAUUCCGACAACGCUUCAGAGGUGUCGGAUGCUGGGGAGCCGCCACUUUCUGUCUCAGAAGCACUCAAAGACCCUCUGUACUUCAUUUCGCUUGAACCCGAGGUCAGGGCCUGUGUAGCCUGCCCAGGAAAGCUAUUGAAGAACUCCACCAUGUGCGAGGUGCACCGAUCCUCUAACGCACACGUCCGUCGUUACAAACGGUUCGUAGAGUUAGCGCAGCCGGCUGGCCCAGAGACAGAUGUACGGGACAUUGUCUCACUACUCAGCGCGGGGACGGGAGCAGAGAAGAGUGCCGAUACUGAACUGUCGAAGCGGGCAGAAAAACGGCAAAACAAACUAGCGAAGGUCAAGGCCAAACGCACGAAACAGAAGUUGAUGAAGGCUCGCGGUAUUGCGUUCAAGAAAGAUCGGGCGGCGAAGGCCUCUGCACCGGAUUCUGAGGGCGAGGGUGAGGCAAAGCCUGCUGCUCCAGCCAAGAAAAGGAAACUUGAGGCGGGCGCCGAUGGUCAGCUCACCGGCGGGCAGCCUCGGUCGACCAAGAAAGCGGCGACAUCACCCGUCGAGUCGACAAAUUCGCCUCCACAGGUAAAGAAAGGCAAGGCGGAACGAAAGGCCCAGAACGCCGAGGUUGUCGUAUCAUCCCCACCCAGUCCAAACGAUGAGCCGUCACAUCCUCUACCGUCGAAACCACCGAAGAACGCAAAGCGCACGAAGGGUUCAUUUCCAAAUGCGUCUGAUUCGACGCGGCAGGCAUCGAAAGGUCCUGGCAAACCGAGUGUUCCUUCGAUCGGGAAGAAGCGGAAAAGAAUCCAAAAGGAUUCAGCAGCAUAAUGCAGCAUCGUGCAUACGCGGUAUCCGCGUCCAUAAAUAAAUAGCCCACCGAGCGAGGAGCAAGUG
Messenger RNA from Fomitopsis serialis, 1202 nucleotides. RefSeq lists its product as uncharacterized. The record is from RefSeq and is a predicted model, not a curated record. Bases 57 to 1136 code for a protein of 359 amino acids. The transcript has 3 exons. Lineage: Eukaryota; Fungi; Basidiomycota; Agaricomycetes; Polyporales; Fomitopsidaceae.